GACGGACCUCUCCUCUUCAUCCUCCUCCUCCUUACCCUCUGCCGCCGCUCCGGCAGUCUCGCAGCGGGGCAGGGCGCACUUCCCCAGCACCGCUCCGCUCCGCACCUGCACAGACAGACCCACCGACGGACUCGCGGCUCCGUGGCGGCCAUGGAGCACCGCGGCGCCUCCCCGCUCCUCCUCGCCCUCGCCCUCCUCAGCGCGCUCUGCUGGCGGGCGCGGGCUCUGCCCCCACGGGGAGCCGCCUUCCCUCCCUUGCCGCGAUUGGGAAACAGAAUGCCAUUUGAUGGAGCCAGUGAACCUGAUCAUGCCCAUGGGUCAUUAAAAUCAGAAUCAGACAUUUUGCAGAACACACUACCUGAAAAUGAGAAAUUCUAUUUUGAUCUGUCCAGAAUUAUUGAUAGCUCUCAGGACAGUCCUGUCAAACGCCAUUCUGAUGCUGUCUUCACCGACAACUACAGCCGCUUUCGAAAGCAGAUGGCUGUGAAGAAAUACUUAAACUCAGUUUUAACUGGAAAAAGAAGCCAGGAAGAGCUAAACCCUGCUAAACUUCGAGAUGAAGCAGAACUUCUUGAACCUUCCUUCUCAGAAAACUAUGAUUCUGUAGAUGAGCUGUUGAGCCACCUCCCAUUGGACCUCUGAAGGACACCUGGUAAAGUCUAUGACAAGAACAAGUUAUUUUUGAGUUCCACAUAGUAUUUCAAAGAGAUGACUUUAGUCAUCAAACCAGAACAAAUAUGUUGUGAAGUGACAGUUGUGAUAUAUUUGUUUCUUAUGUAAUAAAAGUUGAUAUUUACAUUGUAAAUAUUACUCUAGAGUUCUCUACUGAAAGCUGUACAUAUGGAUGCCAGUUUAACUUAUGAGAAGUCUGUGAGUCCAUAUGCUGUAAAUCCUUUCCUUCAAUAAAUUCAUUUGAAAAUGA
Molecule: messenger RNA, 922 nt
Organism: Myiozetetes cayanensis
Lineage: Eukaryota; Metazoa; Chordata; Aves; Passeriformes; Tyrannidae
Gene: VIP
Product: vasoactive intestinal peptide
Exons: 6
Coding region: 151-642 (163 amino acids)
Biological process (GO): regulation of protein localization; positive regulation of endothelial cell proliferation; regulation of sensory perception of pain
Cellular component (GO): perikaryon; neuron projection; extracellular region
Molecular function (GO): peptide hormone receptor binding; neuropeptide hormone activity
Source: RefSeq, a predicted model, not a curated record